Messenger RNA from Ctenocephalides felis (cat flea), 1056 nucleotides. Its product is annotated as forkhead box protein F1-like. Lineage: Eukaryota; Metazoa; Arthropoda; Insecta; Siphonaptera; Pulicidae. Gene Ontology annotation, molecular function: DNA-binding transcription factor activity, RNA polymerase II-specific; RNA polymerase II cis-regulatory region sequence-specific DNA binding. The transcript has 2 exons. Gene Ontology annotation, biological process: animal organ morphogenesis; regulation of transcription by RNA polymerase II. Gene Ontology annotation, cellular component: nucleus. The record is from RefSeq and is a predicted model, not a curated record. Bases 1 to 1056 code for a protein of 351 amino acids.
AUGAUGAAACAAGAAACAACGCAAGAUUUAAUGACAAAUUCUGCUACCGGUGUUAACCAAUUAGCUCAACAAAUGAGUCAACAUUUGAACGUUUGUCAGGAGAAACCGUCAUCCGCGGCGGCUGAUACGACGGUACAACAACAGCCUAAAAAGAAUGCUGCUUCGGGAGCAAGAAGACAAGAGAAACCGCCAUACUCCUAUAUAGCAUUAAUUGUCAUGGCUAUCCAGAGUAGUCCAACUAAAAGGUUAACUUUGAGUGAAAUUUAUCAAUUCCUUCAGCAACGAUUUCCAUUCUUUCGAGGUACUUACAACGGUUGGAAGAACUCAGUUCGACAUAACUUAAGUUUAAAUGAAUGUUUCAUAAAGCUUCCUAAAGGCUUAGGAAGACCAGGUAAAGGCCAUUAUUGGAUGAUAGAUGAACGUAGUGAACAUAUGUUCGAGGAAGGUAGCUAUAGGAGAAGACCGCGAGGAUUUAGACGAAAAUGUCAAAUGAAGCCUCAGUAUUCUCAUCCACAUUUAACACCAAGUGGAUUUUAUACCGCUCCACCUUAUGAUCAAAGUUUAGUGUCAGCCGCAACUGCCGUCGGUCAGGACUAUCAAAAUUGUGGGGGCUAUCCUCAGCAAAUGUAUCAGCCUUAUAAUGAUUAUCAAAGCCAUGCUUACGGGCAAACAGCAGAUUCCUGGACGAGUACGCCUUUUUCAAUGGAUACCACGUUUGUGAAACAGUCAACCAGUCCAAUUCCGCAACAAGAUCAGCAUAAUAUUUCUGCGACAUCCACUAUGCCUACUGGACAUCACACACCACCUAUGAUGGACCCAUUUUCAUACACUGGAGCAUAUUCCACGACAAAUCACGGUGCUCCAUCAUUGACACCAAAUGUAUCCUCCACGAUGCCUCUGUACAAAUCCUACGCAGCAAUGACACCUUCUCCUUCGCUGCCUUCGCCAUCCUCAACUUUGCCUACAACAUUACCAGGAGGUCCAGUUACUUUAACCUCCAGUAAUUCUAUGACACCGAUUAGUUCUUACUAUGAUCAUCGUAUCAAGUAUGCGUAA